AUGUGGAGACCAACGCGGGCCCUGAUGGAUACCAUCACUCAUUAUAGCCAGUUCCCUGCCACUGGUGUGAGCCUGCGACAGAUGGUACAAUUCGGGCGGAAUCCAUCUGCUGGUGAGCUCGAGGGUCCAAAUGUGCGGCGUUGGAAACCACAACUUGUUGACUUGAGUCGGAAACCAGGAACGUUGUUUAAGGCCUCACAAUUUUUGAGUGAGGAAUUGCCGAUUCGUUUGGCUCACAGGGUGAAGGAGCUGAAUCAAUUGCCUGAUGGAUUGAGUGAAAUGCCGUCUAUUCAGAGGGUUGCCAAUUGGUAUAUGCAGUCGUUUGAGGUUGGUGACUCAUGGUCCAUAGCUCGCUCUUCGAUCGUAGGUUAACGCGGGCAACAACCGUAGGAAAUUACUAGUCUUCCGAAACCCGUCCUUUCCCGAGAGAUACGUGAAAAGUUGAUGCGAAGGGAAAAUGGCUCGCCCAUCCCUUUAGAAACCGGUCUCGCCAAUCCUGAUAUCGAACCGGCGGCUUAUCGAAGUUCGCCAUGGCUAAUUGCCACGAGCGCUACCGGUAAUGGAAGAAAGGCACAAAGGUGAUCCCCAAUUCUUCUCGUAAUGUGGAAGCACGCCCCAAAACGGGCUGUCAUUGCACACUGCUCGGAUUCACGCCGGGAGGCCGGGCGUUAGUGCCGUAGUGUGCACAGGCAGUUUUCUCUAAAAACCCACCAGUGCAUCGCGAGUAAUCGAAUUCCCUUACCCGCGCUGGGCUAACGCUUAACAGACGAUACUAUGCUACCGUUGAUGACGGAGUGAGGUGGCCACCAGAAAUUGUCGACUAUAAUAAGCGUUUCACUAAAACCUUGCAAAACAUCAAGCAUCGCCAUGAUCCCGUUGUUACAACAAUGGGUAUGGCACUUUUUCGGAUCCAACAUCAUCCCGCCCCUAGGAAUGUAAUUGGCUAACGUGUGUGACUUUAUAGCAAUGGGGAUCAACGAAUACAAGCGGAAACGGCAACGGAUGCAGAUCGACAACUCAAUCCAAUCAUUCCUGGACCGUUUCUACAUGUCUCGGAUAGGGAUUCGCAUGCUCAUCGGCCAGCACGUCGCACUUAACUCUGCUCCCGAGCAAGAGGACUACGUGGGAAUUAUCUGCACGAAGACCAACGUCCGUGAACUCGCGCAGGAGGCUAUUGAAAAUGCCCGCUUUGUCUGCGAGGAUUAUUAUGGACUGUUCGACGCUCCUAAAGUGCAGUUGGUCUGCAAACCUGAUCUGCACUUUAUGUAUGUCCCGGGGCAUCUGAGUCACAUGUUAUUCGAGACUUUGAAAAACUCUCUCAGAGCCGUCGUGGAGACACACGGAAGUGAUGCUGAGGAAUUUCCGCCUGUCAAGCUAAUUGUUACAGAAGGCAAGGAGGUUUGUUUGGAAACUUGACUGUAUUGGUAUUAUCUACGCUUACCAGUUCGUAGGACAUCACCAUCAAAAUCUCCGACGAAGGCGGCGGGGUCCCGAGGAGUGCCAUACCGUUGGUAUGGACAUACAUGUACACAACCGUGGAAUCGACCCCGCCAAUCGACCCAGAUUUCAAUAAGAGCGACUUCAAGGCACCCAUGGCUGGUUUCGGCUACGGAUUACCGAUAUCGAGAUUGUAUGCAAGAUACUUUGGCGGAGAUCUAAAGUUGAUCAGCAUGGAAGGGUGAGACCCCCCCCCAACCAACAACAACAACAACAAUGUGAAACCAACCUGAGAAUGUUAUGAAUAGGUACGGAACGGAUGUAUACCUCCACCUAAACAGACUGAGCAGUUCCUCAGAACCCCUCCAGUGAAUUUACCAAGCAGAACCAAGCCAGACCACGACUGGACGGGUAACAGCAUGAUUGCGGCGUAUGGGAAGUCGUUUUUUCUUUCUUUCUUUUCUUUUUCCUGUUUUCUCUUCUUUUUACAGUUCUUGCAUGAUCUCUAUACCGGUGCUUCAUUCUGGGGGGCUUUCUUCUCUUCUCUUCUCUUUUCCCUCUAAACUCUUUCUUUCUUCAUUUUACAUCUCGCUUUCUGGCCUGCUUAAGUCGAUCGGUUAAUCGAAUUGUUUAUACUAAUUUCUCCUUUAACUUUUCAAAGCUGGAUGGUGACGGAAUUCACGUGUGCUGUACAGAGCAGGUAAAAGCAGGGCAGGGAAGGUACGAUAGUAGUAGUGGUAGUUUUCAUUUCACCAUAUCCAAAGUUCUGUGGCUCUAUGACCACGGUGGUGGGGUGAGUGUAUGGGGUGUACGGUUAGGAAUUGUUACGGCUUUAGCUUGAGGGCAAUGGGCAUGGUUGCUUUCUCCUUUUCCCUGUCCCCUAUGGCGCAUCAAGUCCGCCAUUCUCCGUUGCGGAGUAUAUUAGUAGUACUCGAUGGGAUUGCGGCCGGGGUGCUUGACAUGCACGAUAUGAUAAUAGACACGGUAACUCG
Molecule: messenger RNA, 2429 nt
Organism: Tuber aestivum (summer truffle)
Lineage: Eukaryota; Fungi; Ascomycota; Pezizomycetes; Pezizales; Tuberaceae
Source: the annotation of a GenBank genome assembly